UGCUGUGCUGUCAAUCCAGGCGUUGGCUUUUGCACUGAGGAAGUGAACCUCUGUCGGCUGCCUGGAUGGGACCGUCAGUCAUAUGGCUAUCACGGGGACGAUGGGCAUGCUUUCCCUGGCAGGGGCCAAGGCAGGGACUAUGGCCCAACAUUCACAGCAGGUGAUGUGAUUGGUGCCAUCUUGAACAGGGCCGAAAAGACCAUAUCUUACACCAAGAAUGGCAUCCACCUUGGGGUUGCAUUCAAUGGUGUGUCUGAGGAACGGCUGUUUCCAACGGUGGGCUUCAGGACGAAGGAAGAGGAGAUCAAAGUCAAUUUUGGGGAGACAGAGUUUGUGGCGGAUUUUCAGAGCAUGUGGUCAGAACAGUGUGAGCGUGUUCUGAGCAGCAUAGAGAAGGUCCCUGUUCCUUCACCAAGUGGACUGGGACCCUCUGGCUGUGUGGCAGAGAUCAUCCUUGACUACUUGAUACACCAUCGAUACUGGCAGACUGCUGCGCUGGUCGCCAGAGACUUGAUGGGGGAUUCCCGCGAAGUUGGUGAAGAUGAGCAGAGAAAGAUUAUAGCCAGGCAAAAAAUCUACGAUGCUGUGGUCAAUGGAAACAUUGACGAGGCCCUCUCGCAAACGGACUCUAUAGCGCCAGGGACGCUGGAGACACACCCACAGAUUCUUUUUAAGCUCAGGUGCCAAAAAUUCAUGGAGAUGUUGCAAGGUGGCGAAGAUGAGACACACGCAGCGCUGCAGUUCGGCCGCACGAUCUUGACACCAUCAUGCAGCAAGAAGGACGACCAGGCAUUCCUCUCUGAGGUCUUGACUCUCAUCGCGUACGAAGACCCAAACCAAAGCCCCUUUGGGCAUUUGCUGAAGCCGGAGUACAGGAGGGAACUGGCGGACGAGCUCAAUAGUGCCAUUCUUACACAGCAGGGUCGGAGCAAGCGGUCAUCCCUGGAAACUGUGCACAAUCAGAUGAUGGCAUCUUUCGAGGAGUUGAGGUCCCUCGGGGACAUGCGGUGCCGAUUGGUGGACGUGCGCGGGCAGCUGCUGGACGGCUUGCCGGAGAACAACAAUGUAUGA
Messenger RNA from Ostreobium quekettii, 1071 nucleotides. The record is from the annotation of a GenBank genome assembly. NCBI's taxonomy places the organism in Eukaryota, Viridiplantae, Chlorophyta, Ulvophyceae, Bryopsidales, Ostreobiaceae.